AAAAAUCACUCACUUCACACGCUUUAAGUUUCAGCAAAUCUACUCGCUUACCUUCAAUCUACACCAUGAAAGCUUCAACCAAAGUUGCCCCAUUGAUUGCAAUCACGAUUGGGUCAAUGUUUCUCCUGUUCAUAUCUUCCUCCGAUGCUGUGAUUACUUGCAGUACAGUCAUCCAGGAUCUAGCACCUUGUGUGAGUUACCUCAGGAGUGGGAGUGGGAUGCCUCCACCUGCAUGUUGCUCGGGUGCUAAAGCUCUUGCGACAGCUGCUAGCACCACUGCUGACAAACAAGCGGCUUGUAAAUGCCUCAAGUCGGCUUCGCAAAGCAUAACCCCAAAUCCAGGGCUCGCUAAAUCACUUCCGGGAAACUGCGGCAUUAGUUUGGGAUUCACUAUAUCACCAAGCGUUGACUGCACAAAAAUCAAUUAAAUUGUUGAAGCUACUCGGGCAGAGAUCGAUGGUUCUGGUUAUACAUUGAGCAGGAGUUGGUCGAGUCGUUCGUUAGAACUCGUAAUGCAUCUAGAUUCUAGAGUUUACGAAUGUUUAAUUUAUGAUUUUAAGUAUGUAUAAUAAAUGUUGUUUGCCCAACUUAUUUGGGGUUAACAUGGAAUGAGACUACAUCAUGAUAUUUUAUAUUA
This is a messenger RNA of Lactuca sativa (garden lettuce), 637 nucleotides long. RefSeq names its product non-specific lipid-transfer protein 1. The record is from RefSeq and is a predicted model, not a curated record. Gene Ontology annotation, molecular function: lipid binding. Gene Ontology annotation, biological process: lipid transport. Lineage: Eukaryota; Viridiplantae; Streptophyta; Magnoliopsida; Asterales; Asteraceae.